Molecule: messenger RNA, 3139 nt
Organism: Anopheles moucheti
Lineage: Eukaryota; Metazoa; Arthropoda; Insecta; Diptera; Culicidae
Product: organic cation transporter protein
Exons: 7
Coding region: 327-2396 (689 amino acids)
Biological process (GO): transmembrane transport
Cellular component (GO): membrane
Molecular function (GO): transmembrane transporter activity
Source: RefSeq, a predicted model, not a curated record
CGAUCUGUUCAGUGUUUAGUAACGCUUCCUUCCAGCUAGAACACGACACGGCCGGUUAUUCGUCUCGUGAACGCGUACCGUACCAGACGUUACGAUCAGCGCAAACAACGGUUAAACCUUCGGGACGGUACACAGAGUGUCGCGUACCGUGCUUGGGAAACGGAGCGGUGUACGUGCAGGUGGAUGGUGCGAUCUGGAAGCUUUACCAAAUUUACAAUCACACAUAGUGGUGCAGUGCGUUGCGAAAUCAGGUGCGUGUUAUUCGCGUGUCAAUGUAACAAAUUCUACACAAAGUGUGUUUUGGGUGCUCCGCGUGUUAGCGUAGAAUGAAGCGACACUAUUACGUGCAGAAAAUGAAUAGCCAGGAAAAGUUGGGUGACGAUUCGGCCGGCAUGGACACGACCGGCAUCUACACGAUCACUGUGCCGCGUGUGGAGGUGGCAUUCCCGGGUAGUACCGAACCCAUCGCGCCAAGUUCUACCCUGGUCUCGAUACUGCAGCGACCACCGAAGACAAUCGUUGACUUCGGGACGGUCAAUAUUUACCAGCCGCCAGAUAGUGGUGUGAAGGUUGGUCGCAGCGUUACCGUUCCCGACGGUAAGAUGCUCGAUCCGCCCUUCGAUGAUAACAGCGAUAACAGCAGCAAUCUCAGUGUGUCCGCGAACGACGAGGACAGUGAUAUAAUAUCGGAGUACAUCGGUCACUACGGUCGGUGGCAGUUUGGGUGGACGUUCUUACUGUGUCUGUUCCAGAUACCGACCACGUUUCACAUCUUCUGUCUGGUGUUUCAGGCGGCUGCCCGAGACUUUUGGUGUGCUCGGCCGGCACAUUUAACUUCCGUGCCGCUGGAGCUGUGGCGCAACCUCACGCAAACGACCACCGGCAACCAGUGCAGUGUACGGGCGGCACCGUACGAACAUCUGACGGUGGACAGCAUUCUCGAGUACUUCCAUGGUGCGGCGAAUGGAAGCGAUGAUGAGCGCAUUGGAUGCAGUGCGUACGAGUACGAUGAUACGAUCUACGGGCAAACGAUCAUCGCCGAGUUUGGGCUCGUCUGCGACCGCGGCCAUCUGAUGAGCAUCGUGGAGAUGUGCUUUCUGGCUGGGGCUGCGCUCGGCAGUGUUGGCAGUGGAUGGAUUUCGGACCAGUUCGGCCGAAGGCACACGCUGAUGGGAUUCGCACUGAUACAGGGUGUUACAGGUAUCGCGCUCGGAUUCGUGACGUCGCUCGAGCUGUACAUGGGACUGCGGGUAGUGAUCGGUUUCGCCUCGAUGUCGGUCGCGGUGGUCAGCUUCGUGCUGGUGGUGGAGCUGGUGAGCGGCCGGUACCGCACAAUCAUCGGCAUUCUCAACAUACUUCCGGUGGCCUUGGCCUACAUCCUGGCGGCGGGUAUCGCAUACGUGGCGCGUGACUGGCGCACGAUGCAGUUCGCCAUCACGGUGCCCGGUCUGCUGCUCGUCACCAGCUGGUACCGAUGUCCAGAAUCACCCCGCUGGCUGCUAGCCAAGGGUCGGCUGGAUGAGCUCUGCCAGCUGCUGGAGCGAGCCGCUACCACCAACAAUCUACAGCUCCCCGCAAACUACCGGAAAGCGCUCAUAGUGGAAUCGGGCACGGAAUCAGGCGGCGAACCGGAAGCAGCCGUCUCGGUCGGUGACGUAUUCCGCCGGAAGUACAUCCGCACCACGCUCGUCAUGAUCGUCGUCUGGUUCGGCAUCAUACUGAUCUACUUUGGCAUUACGCUGCAUCUCAGCAAUCUUGGUGGCGACAUCUAUCUGAACACGGUCAUUGCCGGUUCGGUCGAAUCGAUUGCCAUCUGUAUCAGCAUCGUGGUCGUGCUGAAGCUCGGAUUACGGAUUAAUUUAUUCCUCUACAUGGUCGUCGCUGGAUUGUCCUGCAUCGUGAUGAACUUCGUGCCGGAUGGUAACCUCUGGCUGAUAAUUACGCUGGCGAUGAUCGUCAAGUGCUGUGUUGGAGCAUGUAAUGCCAUCAUACCGACGUUUACCGCGUACCAGUACCCGACCACCAUGCGCAACCUUGGUGUUGGGGUGGGAAAUUUUGCUGCCGGCGUGGCGCUUAUCAUUGUACCGUACCUUUGGCUGCUGGAGCACAUUGAUCAGUACCUACCGAUGACGAUCAUGGGCGUGUUCAGUAUUAUCGGGGCCCUUUCGCUCGCUAUCCUGAAGGACAAACUGAGCCAAAAGUAUCGCCAACGGAAGCAGGCGAAACAAGCCACGGUUUAUCGGAACACAACCGCCAUCGCUAACGGAAAACAGCACGCUGCGAUGGAAGCUGACAAUUCAAAACGGCGCGCUGGCUCGCAGUAUCUGUACGACACUGAAGAACCGGCCGGAAUCAGCAACAUAGGAUUUGCACAAAACGAAAGCAUAUUCCUGUAAAGAUUUAUAGAAGCCAAUUAUAUUAGCUCUCUCUCUCUCUUUGUUUUUCUUUUCUGCGGUUAAAGUGCACAACUAUAGUUAAUAAUGGAAUAUAUCGAAUAAGAUGCGGUUUGGGAUAAAAUAGGUAUAAUCUUCCUAAUGCAGCUAGCGAGUAGAUUCAUCAGGCUAGCCGGCAAAUAGGAACCAUGCGUACUACUUCAUCACAGAGUUUAAAGCUAGUAUUUAAAUGCAUCAACUGUGGCAUUAGGUUAAAAUGCUUUGAUAUUAACCAAUAGCUAAGAUUAGUUAGCGUGCUAGCAUUCAGCAUUAUUUUCAUGACAGUAUUUCGAACGGGUCAGGAUACUGGUGUACAAAUAAAGUAAGCAGCGGAUGAAAGAUGUUUAUCCAGCCAGGAAGCAGCCUAAAGUAGGCACACGAGCACCAAAUGGGAACAUACAGGAUCGCAAAGCGCCGACGAACGAGAACGAUAGAAACAACAUGUGAUAAUAAAGGCUACAAACCACUACUGUUACCUUCAUGCAAUGAGGCACACAUUUUACGACGGAUGAAUGCACGAUUUCAUGAGGAGAUGUAUUGAUGAUUUUAGUAAGAUAUGUGGGAUGCAAUGGACAUCUAUAUGCAGCAAGUAUUAAGUAUUGUUAGUGUAGUGAAAAUAGAGUAAAAAUGUCAACACAAUUUAACUAUACGGCAGAGUAGUUAGAAUAAGGGCGAAAUAAUAAUGCAACAAACCAUACACACCAACA